AUGCCAUUUAUCACGCUAAGACAAAUCAUUUAUAUGAAGGCAAAACACAUACUCCUGUCAUUAUUGGUUCUAAAAUGGGAAAAAUAUGAAAGAUAUUUUGGGAGAAGAGAGCUUUACUUGCAUUUAGAUCUUCAAUAUAGCAGUUUUGGGAUGGCCUCUUUAUUUUUUUAUUGGAGUUUCUGGAGUAUCAACAAGAGGCUUCACUAGUCAUCUUAUUGUACCAAACAAAUUGUUACCAAAAGAAAAUGCUAUUCAAACAGCUAUUAAGAUCUUGGAAUCUGCUUCAUUAUAAUAAUCUAUAAAAAUGGUAUUUAGAAACCUCAUUUGUUGAAGUGA
Messenger RNA from Paramecium octaurelia, 336 nucleotides. The record is from the annotation of a GenBank genome assembly. Lineage: Eukaryota; Ciliophora; Oligohymenophorea; Peniculida; Parameciidae.